UCAGCCUCAUCCACAUCUUCCCUCUUUUACGCACAUACAACCUCUCCACACGCUCGCACGCACGCACACGCGCGCGCGCAAACAUCUGACUUCGUGUUUCCUUCAGCAGAAGAAACGAAAUGGGAAAUGUUCCGGAUUUUUUAGAGAAAAGGUAUACCGUGUUGGGCUGUUGGCGUAGAAGGAUGUGGAAUCUACCAUUAAAGCACUACCAUCAGGGCUGACUAGCGUUGUGAUUCCUCACUGUGACCUCACGUAACCUGACUAUUCCAGACAAUGAAGAUUUGAGGACCAAGAAUUUGAAAUCAACAACAACAAAAACCUCACAGCUUAAUCAUGGCCAACAUUACGCAUGUGGCAGUAGUGCUUGUGGACCCUCAUGGCCAAGUGCACACAGAGGAACAUGAUCCCUACUUAGACCUCUACGAUAUGGACUAUGGGGUCCCAGACGAGGAAAUGCCAGACACCACUCAGGGCCUGGCCUAUUUUGUGGCCACCAUUGUUAUUGGAGUUGUUCUUGUCUGCAUCAUGCUGGUCUGCGGCAUUGGUAACUUCCUGUUCAUAGCCACUCUGGCCCGCUACAAGAAGUUGCGCAAUCUGACCAAUCUCCUGAUCGCAAACCUGGCCAUCUCCGAUUUUCUUGUCGCUGUUGUAUGCUGCCCUUUCUUGGUGGAUUACUAUGUGGUUAAACAGCUGUCAUGGGACCACGGGAAAGUGCUCUGUGCUUGUGUUAACUACCUCCGAACUGUUUCUCUGUACGUCUCCACCAACGCUUUACUGGCCAUUGCUGUGGACAGGUACAUGGCAAUUAUUCACCCAUUAAGGCCCAGGAUGAAACAUCAGACUGCCUACUGUUUAAUAACAGGGGUGUGGAUCGUUCCGGUCAUCAUCUCUGUACCUUCUGCUUACUUUACUUCUGCGACCAAAGUACCUUACGGUGCCAACCAGAGUAAAACCUUCUGUGCUCAGAUCUGGACAGUUGACCAGCAGUUUUACUAUCGUUCCUACUACCUCUUCAUUUUUGCCGUAGAGUUCCUGUGCCCAGUCCUGAGCAUGGCCCUGUGCUACAUGCGCAUUUCCAGGGAGCUCUGGUUCAGAAGCCUCCCUGGUUUCCAGACGGACCAGAUCCGGAAGCGUUUGCGUUGCCGGAGAAAGACAGUCAUGGUGCUCAUCGGGAUCCUCACAGCAUACAUUCUCUGCUGGGCUCCUUAUUAUGGUUACACCAUCCUGCGCGAUUUUUACCCGACGCUCAUCUCCAGGGAGAAGAACUCGCUGGUGGCAUUUUACAUUAUUGAGUGCAUUGCCAUGAGCAACAGUAUGAUCAACACGUUCUGCUUUGUCAGCGUGAAGAACAACACUGCAUUGUACUUCAAGAGGAUUGUCCUGCUGCGCUGGAAGUCCACUUACACCUCCAGGAAGACGGAAGUGAGGACACUGUCUGUGCCUGUGACUGAGGAGAUUGAUUGUAUACAGCUGAGGUAAAAAAUUUAAGUAAAUAAACUGUAGAUUUGUCGCUGUCUUUUAGAGAUCUCCAGCAGAAUUGCGUCAUUUCACUUUUAUGAUCAAGUAAAUUUUUCAGCAGUUUUCCUGAAACUCAUUGGCAAUCGUGGGCAGUUCUACUGAAUGUAAACAACAGAAAAUUGUCUUUGAAAUUAACAGGUUUUAUUGGAUUCAGUUAGAAUCCAAUCCUAUUGGACAAUGCGUUAUUUUGUGAUUAUUAAAUAUCUCUGUUAGUAUUGGUAAGCUGUAAAGUGAUUUUUUGUGAAAAGUCCUUUUUUUCAGUGAAUGUGCAAAAUUCAGACAGUAUUUUAAGGGUUUAUUAAUUAAUACCAAGCAAACGAGUAUUUCUCAAAUAUUAUUUUGUGGGUUUUUUUCUUUCUGUUUGUGGUGUUAUUACCUUGAUAUUUAUAUUAGUGUCAAUUAUUUGAAAAUAAAAGGACAUCAGGAGAUCAUUUCAAGUGGAUCAUCUCAUUGCCGAUGCUUUGUGUUCCAGAAGUUCACCAUGUUUUCCUUCCUUAAUUGUGGCUUUCUUUGUAUCUUUGUAUCAUCUUUUGUGCAUGAAGCUAAGACAAUAAAAUUGAACCUG
Silurus meridionalis is the source of this 2083-nucleotide messenger RNA. RefSeq names its product prokineticin receptor 1b (gene prokr1b). The transcript has 3 exons. Lineage: Eukaryota; Metazoa; Chordata; Actinopteri; Siluriformes; Siluridae. Bases 334 to 1479 code for a protein of 381 amino acids. Gene Ontology annotation, cellular component: membrane. Gene Ontology annotation, biological process: neuropeptide signaling pathway. The record is from RefSeq and is a predicted model, not a curated record. Gene Ontology annotation, molecular function: neuropeptide Y receptor activity.